AACCACACAACAAUAAAGAAAUACUCAACAAUUUGGCGUUAAACCCUCUCACCAUUAACCAACCACCAUCAUCAUGGCUUCUUUGCAACAGAAACGGCCUUCAAUAUCAAAUUGGUUUAGCUCUCUAAGACGACAACCAAAAAAUAAGAAAUCUUCCAAUUCUCUCUACGAUGUGGAUAAACAAUAUCAACGUAGUUGCAUAGAUCUGCCCUCCAGUACAUUCUAUGUGAAUCAAAAACCAUUUAGUCCCGCGACCGCACCCGGUACUUCGACCGAUAAUUUAAUUGAUAAUGAGCGCAAAUCGAAGGCAGCAUCAAUAUGUGCCCGUUGCUGCUGUGCCAUUACACCAAAAUCACGUUCCCACACCCCGCCUCUAUCACCCAAUACGGUUACGAGUAGUAGCAGCAGUAGUAAUGAUACCAGCGCUACCAUAACACCGGAUUCCACAACGCCAACUACCUGCUCACCACCAAGAUCUCCUUCGAUUAAUCCUUAUGCCAGCAUAGCUUCGUAUAAAACGCCAUCGGAUGCAACCACGCCCACUACGCCGACUUCGGCGACAUUUAAAGAACCACCUCCCUCACCCUAUGAUAAUGUUGUCAUACCUCCUGCGAUACCAAGUAGUCACUAUGGCACGGCGGAGACAAGGCAAAAUGUAGAAAUUGUACGCCUUGAGUCAUCAUCAGGCUCUUCGACAAAAUCCUAUAAUGCCACUUCCCCGCCCGCCUCUGCACCCUGCACUCCAAAAUCACCUCUAUCACAGUGCAACAGCCCGCCCAUACUAACACAUAAAACCGAAUUUUUACGUUCCACUACCAUAACCUCAACCCGCACCAUUAUGGUAUCCCGCCCCGUUGAACUGAUAAUCAGCAGCAAAGGUGAACUGAUAUCGGCCAAAGGCAAAGCGAUCGAGAAAACAGCACGUUCCAGUAGUUUGGGCUGUGUUUUGGACGAUCCAGUGGAACAUAUAAUACCCAUAUCCACACCCACAUCACCGUUGAGUGGGUCCACGCCAUUGAUACUCGACUCUGCCAAUAAUGAAUUUAAAUUUAUCGAUGAUUCAUCAACAUCACAAUCGGAAAAUGAACGUAAUUCUCAGCAAAGCUCCACUGCAAUGGAUCAACAGCAGCAACAACAACAACAAUUCGAAUCACAACAGGAUAAAGAGAAUUACUACUAUACACUGCCAUCGAAAUUCAAAAAAAUUUCACGUGAAUCACAGCGCUCCAUGAGCAUUUCCAAUGGUAUAGGCAAAUCGAAAAAUGUAAAGGCUGGCCUUUACUAUAACAAUAAUAUCGGAAGUUUAUGCGAUGACUGCCGGACUGUCAUCGAAAGAAAUCGCAAUAAUCGUGAUAUGCAUCAGCAGCCAAGCAUGAUGUUGAGGAAUAAGCAAAUCAAAGAUGAACUAUGUGAGGUGGUUUCCGAAAUGGAGGCACUCGAUGUGCCCGAAGAUUCUAAACAUUCCAAUAAAGAUAAACAAAUGUCGAUGGGUCGUAAGAAAUUCAAUAUGGAUCCCAAAAAAGGUAUCGAACACUUGGUUGAACAUCGGUUAUUACGACACGAUCCACAAGAUGUUGCACAUUUCCUUUACAAGGGUGAAGGUCUCAAUAAAACGGCAAUAGGUGAUUAUUUGGGUGAAAAUAAUGACUUUAACAAGGAAGUUUUAAAGGCUUUCGUGGCAUUGCAUGACUUUACAAAUUUAAUAUUGGUUCAAGCUUUAAGACAAUUUUUAUGGUCCUUUCGGCUGCCCGGUGAGGCGCAAAAAAUUGAUCGCAUGAUGGAAUGCUUUGCCCAGCGUUAUUGUCAACUUAACCCUGAUAUAUUCACGAAUACCGAUACCUGUUAUGUUUUAAGUUUUGCCAUCAUCAUGUUAAAUACAUCGUUACACAAUCCAUCGGUCAAAGACAAACCCACUGUUGAACAAUUCAUUUCAAUGAAUCGCGGUAUUAACAACGGCGGUGAUUUGCCACGUACCCUGCUUGAAUCUCUCUACGAAUCGAUACGAACGGAACCCUUCAAAAUACCCCAGGAUGAUGGUAAUGAUUUAAUGCAUACCUUCUUCAAUCCCGAUAAGGAGGGUUGGCUAUGGAAACAAGGUGGCAGAUACAAAUCAUGGAAGAGACGUUGGUUUAUAUUGAACGACAAUUGUUUAUAUUAUUUUGAAUAUACAACAGAUAAAGAGCCCAGAGGGAUAAUACCAUUGGAAAAUAUAUGUGUUCGAGAAAUUCAUGAUCGCAGUAAACCCAAUUGCUUUGAACUCUUUGCUACUGGUGGAGCAGAAAUUAUUAAAGCAUGUAAGACUGAUUCGGAAGGCAAGGUUGUUGAGGGCAAACAUAGCGUUUAUCGCAUGUCUGCUGCCACAGAGGAAGAUCAACAGGAAUGGAUAAAACGGCUAACACAAUCCAUUAGUCACAAUCCGUUCUAUGAUAUUUUAGUACAAAGAAAGAAAAAAGCUUUAAGUAAAAGUUAGUAUUAGCUUUACAACAUUGCAAUAGGAACAACACGAAGAACAACAAUUAAAACAACAUCAGUGGCAUCCACAACUAUUAUAGUA
This is a messenger RNA of Musca vetustissima, 2554 nucleotides long. RefSeq lists its product as uncharacterized. Lineage: Eukaryota; Metazoa; Arthropoda; Insecta; Diptera; Muscidae. The transcript has 9 exons. The record is from RefSeq and is a predicted model, not a curated record. Gene Ontology annotation, biological process: regulation of ARF protein signal transduction. Gene Ontology annotation, molecular function: guanyl-nucleotide exchange factor activity. The coding region runs from base 74 to 2470 and encodes 798 amino acids.